UUUCACGAGCUCCUUGGUUCGCAAUUCACGUGACAAGAAUUCCCAGCUUUCCCGAUCCCAAAUCCAGCUCACUAAACAAAGCAGCAGGCAAGCGCAUCGCCUAGUGGAGCAACAAACAAAACGCACCACCCAAGCAACGCAUCCCCGCUACCCUGUCUGCCGGUCCGGUCUACCCCCUCUCGCCGGCCGCUCCGUCUUCCCCCCCUCCAAAUCGCCCCCAAGAUCCCCACCCCGUCCCAGACUCAAACCCAAAAGCCGCCAGCCAUGUCGUCCCGCUUCACCCAGGGCGGCGACCACCGCGGGGGCGACUCAGGCGACGCCGCCCUCGCCCGCGACAUCGUGACGCUCCACAAGGCGCUCUCCCUCGACCCCUCCACCCACCGCCGCCGCUCCCUCCCGCUCCCCGCCCCGUCCCCCGCCGAGCAGGCGCGGCACAAGCCGCGGCUCAAGCCCUCCUCCUCCUCUUCCUCCUCGCGCAAGCUCCUGCCUUCUGCCGCGGCCAACUCCUCCGCUUCCACCUCCUCCUCCUCGUCUUCGUUCUGGAAGAAGUCCCUGACCGCCAUCUCGCACCUGGGCCGGCGCCGCCUCGACUGCGCGUUCACGCUGCACGUGCACUCGGUUGACGGCCUCCCCGCGGCGCUCGACGGGUCCCCGGUGUCCGUCCAGUUCCGCCGGAUGUCCGUAUCAGCGUCCACGCACCCCGUCGCGGCGGCACUCGGCGCCGCCGCGUUCGAGGAGGCGCUCACGCUGCGCUCCCCGGUCUACUUCUCCCGCGGCGCCAAGACCGCAGUCAAGUACGAGCCGCGGGCCUUCGCCGUCGCCGUGGCCGCCUCUUCGCUCAACCUCGGCAGGCACGAGGUCGACCUCACCAGGCUGCUUCCGAUCUCCUUCGAUGACCUCGAGGACGGCGGCGACUCCGGGUUCGGGAAGUGGAGCACCAGCUUCCGGCUGUCCGGCCCCGCCCGCGGCGCGCGGCUCAACGUCACCUUUUCGUGCGCGCUCGUCGGUGGAUGUGGCGGCGAGCAGCACAAGACCGGGGAGGUAGCGGGGCUGCGGCGAGGGUCGAUGGCGCGGCCGGUGUCAGUGCAGGCGCCGACGCCAGUGCCAGCGCGGAGCAGGGAUGUGAGGGUGCUUCACGAGGUGUUGCCGAGCUUGAGGUCUACUUUUGUUGGUGAUGGGGGUCUUGAUGCGAGGAAAGAAGAGGUGGUGGCAACAUUAGACAACUGCUUGGAAGAGGGGUCGCCAGAGUCGAAGCAUUGCACAUCAGUAGAGGUUAAGAAGGUGGACUUGGUGCAUCCAGAGGGUGGUUGCGACGGUGCGGAGUUUAGUGUUGUUGAUCAUGGAGUUGAGGUAUCCUCAGAUGACCCAGAAAGGCUCAAACAUGUGGAGACUAGCAAUGUGGCUGUUCAAAAGGAAUUUGGGUCUAAAAUUGAUGAAGAGGGAAAGGUCAAACCUGUGCUAGCAAGUGAUGAUCUCACUGAAGACCAGACUGUUGCAGUGAAGCCGGAAGAGGUGGCCUGUGACGAUGAUCUUGCUGAAGAUCAGGCUAUUGGAGUGAAACCGGAAGAGGCGGCCAGCGAUGUUGCUCUUCAAAGGAAGAAUGUGGGAGACAUGCUGGCUGAAAUGACCAAAGCAGCGUCACUGUCUACUGCAGUGCUGGAAGGGGAGGAUCAGUUGGUACCAGAUACAGAACUGGAGGAUUUGGAGUGUAUAUUCAACAACCUCUCAAUUGAUGAUCCGGAGGAAUUUGACUCGCCAAUUGCAAACGAUAAGCUUUCUAGGCGAUUGAGCUGCGUGGGUGUGACUGAUAGUUACAAGUCCACCAGUAGGAAGAGCAGAUCAUGCAGCAUGGAUGCUUCAUCUGAUUAUGUUGCUAGUGAGUUCUUGGAUAUGCUUGGGAUAGAACAUAGUCCAUUUGGUCGAACCUCAGAUGGUGAUUCCGAGUCACCAAGAGAGCGGCUUUGGAAGCAGUUUGAAGAAGAAGCUCUAGCAUCUGGUAAUGCUAUUCUUGGUUUGGACUUCGAUGAUGGAAUGGAAGAACCUACAUUUGAGGAUGUUGUAGAGGAUUUUGAUCUCUCUGCAAUCAUACGUGAGGCUGAACUUGAGUUACAGAAUGGAAUUCAGGCCAUAGAUACUAGAUUUCGAGCUAAGUCGUUGGAAGAUGAGGAAACUGAAGCGUUAAUGCGUCAAUUUGGGCUAAAUGAGAAGUCCUUCCAAUCUUCUCCACCUGGAAGUAGAAGUGGCUUUGGUAGCCCCAUUGACCUCCCACCUGAGCAGCCCCUUGAGCUACCACCCUUGGCCGAUGGUUUGGGUCCAUUUAUUCAGACAAAAGAUGGAGGAUUUCUGCGGUCAAUGAAUCCAGCCCUGUUCAAAAAUGCCAAGAACAAUUGCAGCUUGGUCAUGCAAGCUUCUUCUCCGAUCGUAUUGCCUGCAGAGAUGGGCUCUGGGAUUAUGGAGAUAUUGCAUGGUCUGGCCUCAGUUGGAAUUGAAAAGUUAUCAAUGCAGGCAAACAAACUUAUGCCCUUAGAAGACGUUAAUGGCAAAAUGAUGCAGCAGAUUGCCUGGGAUGCUGCUCCAGCUUUAGAGUCUGCUGAAAGAUAUGACCUAUUGGACAAGCAUAGCAUGGAUGCGUUGGUAGGAGGAGGUAGCUAUGCUGCCCUUGGUAAGAAGAAGAAAGGGAGGUGUGCUGAUCUGUCAUCAUCUUUGGGUGGGGAAAGUGCUUCAGAAUAUGUUUCGCUUGAAGAUCUUGCACCAUUAGCUAUGGAAAAGAUUGAAGCCCUUUCCAUUGAGGGUUUGAGGAUACAAUCUGGCAUGUCAGAAGAAGAGGCACCCUCAAAUAUCAGUGCCCAGCCUAUUGGGGAUCUUUCAUCCCUGCAAGGAAAGUCUGCAGAGAAUACCUGGUCCCUUGGUCUAGAGGGAACUGCAGGCUUGCAGCUUCUGGAUGUUAAGCAAAGUGGAGAUGAAGUGGAUGGUUUGAUGGGCUUGUCAAUCACUCUAGAUGAGUGGAUGAAGCUUGAUUCUGGGGUAGUGGAUGAAGAGGACCAGUACAGUGAUCGGACAUCGAAGAUACUUGCUGCUCACCAUGCUAAAUCAAUGGAGUUAGUUGCUGAAAGCUGGAAUGGAGACAAAAAGAACAGGAAAUCUGGUAGAAGAUGGGGUUUGUUAGGGAACAACUUCACUGUUGCUCUCAUGGUUCAACUGCGUGACCCACUACGUAAUUACGAGCCAGUUGGCACUCCUAUGCUUUCUUUAAUUCAAGUGGAAAGGGUUUUUAUCCCCCCAAAGCCCAAGAUUUACACUACUGUCUCAGACAAAGGUAACAGUGAGCAAGAUGACGAGGAGCCCAAGACUGAAGAGGUUCCAGAUAAGGCGUUGGCCACGAAAGAGAAGGUUGAGGAAUUAGAAGAUUCAGUUCCUCGGUUCAAGGUUACAGAAGUGCAUGUUGCCGGUUUCAAGAGCGAACCUGAGAAGACAAAACCAUGGGGUAAUCAAACGCAGCAGCAGUCUGGCUCAAGAUGGCUGCUUGCAGCUGGCAUGGGCAAGGGCAAUAAGCAUCCCCUGAUGAAAUCCAAAGCUAUAGCGAAGCCAACCAAAGAAGCAGCUGGUCAGGCAGGAGACACCCUCUGGAGCAUCUCUUCACGUGUUCAUGGAGCAGGUACCCGAUGGGGUGAGCUAGCAGGACCUAAGAAUCAUUCACGGAACCCAAAUAUCCUCCUUCAAAAGGACAAGAGAUUUCGGUGAUGGCUUGGCGAUUCAGUAGUUAGCACUUAGAUCUAUCUGGUAAGGAGGGGGCUUAUUUAUCUGCAAUCGGACCUCACCGGAAAUGUGGUUUGUCACAUCAUGUACAUUGAGUUCACUUGCAUACCGAACCAUUUAGGAUCAUGUUUUUUUU
Molecule: messenger RNA, 3892 nt
Organism: Phragmites australis (common reed)
Lineage: Eukaryota; Viridiplantae; Streptophyta; Magnoliopsida; Poales; Poaceae
Product: protein PLASTID MOVEMENT IMPAIRED 1-RELATED 1-like
Exons: 2
Coding region: 265-3741 (1158 amino acids)
Source: RefSeq, a predicted model, not a curated record